Messenger RNA from Microplitis demolitor, 2520 nucleotides. RefSeq names its product epsilon-sarcoglycan (gene Scgalpha). Gene Ontology annotation, molecular function: calcium ion binding. The record is from RefSeq and is a predicted model, not a curated record. Lineage: Eukaryota; Metazoa; Arthropoda; Insecta; Hymenoptera; Braconidae. The transcript is spliced from 10 exons. Gene Ontology annotation, cellular component: membrane; sarcoglycan complex. The coding region runs from base 296 to 1624 and encodes 442 amino acids.
AGAAAAACGCAACGCGCACGAGUUCAGAAAAUAUUAUUUAUCAUAUUUUUAUAAAACACUAACAUACUUGAAGUUUCAAAGAUAAAAUUUAAAAAUGUGUGGGUUAAAUUACAGAAAUAUCUACAAAUAGAGAGGGAAACCACGCCUACUUUUCCCGUACGUCAAUAGUUAAUGACGUAAAGUUGUAACUUAUCACCCUUCUAUUCUAUAUUUUUUCGACCGACAUGUAGACAGAGAUUGCAAUAAACAAGAAUACAACAAAUUUAUACGGAUUUAAAAAUAUAACCUAAGAGAAAUGAUAGAAUUCAAAUAUUUUGAUUUAGAAUGCAAACUGUCGAGAAAGUCAUAUUUAAAAAUGAUUGUCAUGUUGUUUUUACCAUUAAUUAAUACAUGUUUUGCUGAAACAAUUGUCACUUGUAAGGUUUUUGUGCUUCCCAUUGGACCUGAUUCAUUUAACUGGACAUCAGAUGGUAAAAAUGAUUUUUCAUAUCAAGCAUCACUCAUAAAUGCUCCUGAUUUGCCACCAUGGAUUCAUUACGUAUAUAGUAAUCACCAUCACAAGGGAUUUUUGUACGGUGUAGCGCCCAAGGAUCAAGGAGAUUUCAAGUUGGAAAUUGCUGGGCUAAACAAAAAAACUUAUGAAACAAAGUAUAAAGUUAUUAAUAUAAAUGUAAAAGAAAAAAAAAAUUUAACAACAUAUGAAGUAUAUUUAAAAAUAGACAAUUUAAAUAUUGAGCAGACAUUUGAUAAUUAUCGAAUGGAAAGACUUUUAAACGUUUUUCGUACCGAGCUAUGGACUAAAGCUAAAGAUUUACAUAUAACUUAUUUAGCAUCAGCAGUUGAAGAAGGUGCACGUCUUCCCUUGAAUCCAAUGGAGCCUGAAGGAGUUGUUUUAAAGCUUGGUAGCACAAUACCAUUUUCCCAUGACUUGAAUCAUUUCGAAGAAGAGUUAAGGCCAUUAAAAAUAAGAUCUCCAUGUCCGAAAGAUUUUAAACGGAGUUCUAGAGAAAUAGUUUUUCGUAAUGCUGGAUUUUUAUUGGAUUGGUGUUCUUUUAAAUUAAUUUCAGAAAAUCAUAGUCAAUUUCAAGAAAGUGCAAGACGUGAACCGAGUAUGAAUGUGAUUGGUAGAUCAUCAGUAGAAAUACCAGAACGUGUAGAAUGGCAGUGGGCAAGACCAAAGAAAUCACUUCUACCGAUGAGAAGUUACGUUAAAGAAAUUCUGUCAACUGUAUUUAUUUCGUUGGUUUUGCUUUUGAUAUUGUCUUCUUUAUUAAGCACAACAUUUUGUUUUCAUCAUGAUAAAAUAAAAGAUCCGGUAUCCAAAAAAUAUUUUUAUGAACUAUUCAAUAUUUAUGAGUUGGAUCAUAAUCGACAAAAAAGCAUGAGGCCAACAAAAAAAUUAUCAUUUGUUGAAAACAAUGAAAAAAAUGGAGUGCAAAUGGUUUAUUAUGCAACUACGCAAAAAGGAACAUUACGUUCUUCAACAGGACUAUCAACGAAUCCAGAUGAUUUAUUGUCACAAAAUUCAAGAAUCAACAUAGAACGAUGCAAUCCUUACAUUCGGCCGAAUCCACCUCCAUAUAAUGGCCCUAAUAACAUUGGAACUUUGCGUGUAAACUUUUGACUUCACGAGGAGCCAGCUAAGACGUGGUUUUGCUGAGUACACUUCAGUACAAUUAACACAACAAAUUUCGCGCUUGAGCUGUGCAAAACGCAAUCAAGUAUUACAGUAAUUCAGGGCCAGUUUGUCAAUCUAAAUUUUUUAACCCGAGAUCAAAUUACUAUUGCUAGAAUAGUAGUAGGUAGAGAUACUAGCAAUAAUUUAAUCCCGGAUGAAUAGAGGUAUUGAGAAACUGGUACUGAAUAUUGAAGCGAAAAACAAAUCACGAAGUUUUGAUACUGGCUCCAAAAUAAAAUCUUAAAAAUACAUACAAUGGCUGCGUUCAAGUUUACUAAGUCAAUUAAAUUCUUAGCAGAACUUAUAAUAUGAGACAUCCUAUGAUUGUACUCCUGGUACAAGUAUUCAUAAGAAAUGAGUAGAGAAGAGUAAAAUAUACUUAACACUGUUCAAAACUUGGUAAACUUGAAAACCAUUGAUUCUAUUAUACCUAUAGGUAUAGGUAUAGGUAUAGUAAAAUAUGUUUCUACUGUACUUAAUCUUACUUAGUAUACCGAGGACUUAGUUUCCGAAACUUGCCCGAUAAGGACUCGGUGCCUAGUCGACUAAUACCAAAGAGAGUGAAACUUUGUUUAGUAUGAGUGAGAUAUUAUUUACAAUUAAUGAGUAUUUUACAAUGAGUGAAUGUGAAGACGAGAGAAAGAAAGAUUGUAUGAGGGGUCAGGAGUGUGUCAUCAACUGAUCCCAACAAUUUUAUAUCACAAGUGAUCCCUACAAAUUGAUUCCACCAUCCACCGAUAUCUAAUCCUUUAGAAAUUCUUGGCGCAAGUAAAAAUUUAUUGCGCCAAGGAAUCCUUAUUUUCUAUAUAUAUAUAUAUAUAUAUAUAUAUAUAUAUAUAUAU